GUCGCCAUGGUGGCCAUGAGCGGUCUGGCGUCGGCGCUGGAGUCCUAUAGGGGCCGCGACCGCCUGAUUGUUCCUUCCAGGCCCCUGAGGUCAGACUCUGAGCUUGUCCCAAUCAGUCUCUUACAGAUCCGAACGCUGGGGUACUGCUGCCAGCUGGUGGGCGGGGUCCUGGUGGAACAAUGUCCUGCCAGGUCAGAAGUGGGGACACGCCUGCUGGCACUGUCCUCCCAACUCAGCCACUGCAGGACCGUCCUGCGACUCUUUGAUGACGUGGCCAUGUUUGUCUACACUAAGCAGUACGGCCUGGGGGCAGAGGAGGAGGCCAUCUUUGUCCGCUGCGUGACUGUCCUGGGCAACCUGGCUGACCAGCUCUACUACCCCUGUGAGCACGUCGCCUGGGCUGCCGACGCCAAAAUCCUCCACGUGGAGUCUGCGCCGUGGUGGGCGCUGAGCACAGCCCUCUGGGGCCUCUCCCUGCUCCUGGGGAUUGCUAGGUCCCUGUGGAUGGUCCUGAAGCUGAGACAGAGGCUGAGGAGCCCCCCGGCAGCCCUCACCAGCCGGCUGCCCCAGGGCAAGCGGAGGGCCGUGGAGGCCCAGAUCCGGUCGGAGGCGCUGACCCUACUGAGCAACGUGGCUGACCUGGCCAACGCGGUGCACUGGCUGCCCCCGGGCAUCCUGUGGGCCGGCCGCUUCCCCCCGUGGCUCGUGGGCCUCCUGGGCACCAUCUCCUCGCUCCUCAGCACGUACCAGGCAGUCGGGGCCGGCGGCCAGGCCUACGCCGCCCCCUGACCGACCGGGGAGCCGGAACCCCGACGGCGGCCCUACCCACGGAGCAGCGAUCGCCCGGGAGGGGCCGGGUCUUUAAUUGAGCAGAUCAAGGCCAGGUGUGGGGAGGCGCGGCCAGAGGAGGCGCAGAGCAGCCUGGGGCACGAGCCCCCAGGGGGCGGGCGUGUGUGGGCGGAGCGGGUAGGCCCGGAGACUCGGUGCAGUGGAACAGGCACCCGCAGGCCGGAGUCCUGUAUCCAAAAGGCGAACGGGGAGCCGGGUUGGGAUGGCGAGCGCCAGGUGGGCCUGAAGACAGUGAAAUGGGAAUCAAUUAAAGGCGGUGGUGCUGGGGCCAGGCCAGGUGCGAGAGCUUAUU
This is a messenger RNA of Physeter macrocephalus (sperm whale), 1141 nucleotides long. RefSeq names its product peroxisomal biogenesis factor 11 gamma (gene PEX11G). NCBI's taxonomy places the organism in Eukaryota, Metazoa, Chordata, Mammalia, Artiodactyla, Physeteridae. The record is from RefSeq and is a predicted model, not a curated record. Gene Ontology annotation, biological process: peroxisome fission. The transcript has 6 exons. Bases 7 to 789 code for a protein of 260 amino acids. Gene Ontology annotation, cellular component: peroxisomal membrane.